AGGGUUUGAAGGAGGGCAGAGUGGACAUGAUUAAGUGUGGUUCUUGUGGGUUUCUGUGUGUGUGGCGGUGGUCAACAGAAGAACCUGRGGCCAGGGGGGGUCUGAGUGCUGGUUUCUGCCCAAGCUGAACUUUGAAGACAGACGUCCGAGUCAGAGAGUUUGUCAGCGUGAAGCAGAGCUCGUUGCCAGCAGGAGUCCACUCUCCUUGUCCAUUCAAGGACAUUGCUCUGGGCACUGGGAUCAGCGCUGGGCCGAGGCCCGUCUGUGGGAGAACACAGCGGCCUCAUGGACCCUCCAACACACGAAGAGCUUCACCGCAGGAGACACAUGAGCUGACAUGGUCCAUUUCUCCAGUAAAUACCUGACCUCACACAGCCAUGGGAGACUGGAACCUGCUGGGAAAGCUUCUGGAAAAAGCCCAGGAGCACUCCACCGUGGUGGGGAAGGUGUGGCUCACCGUCCUCUUCAUCUUCCGCAUCCUGAUCCUGAGCGCCGCCACCGAGAAGGUGUGGGGCGACGAGCAGUCGGGCUUCACCUGCGACACCAAGCAGCCCGGUUGCGAGAACGUGUGCUACGACAUCACCUUCCCCAUCUCCCACGUCCGGUUCUGGGUGCUGCAGAUCAUCUUUGUGUCCACGCCCACCCUCAUCUACCUGGGGCACAUUCUCCACCUGGUGCGGAUGGAGGAGAAGCAGAAAGAGAAGGAGAAAGAGCGAGAGCUUCACCCGGAACACCAGGCCUUGAUGAUGAACCCUCACCACAAGAAGGCUCUCAUACGAGACGAGAAAGGACGAGUUCGCCUGCAGGGGGAGCUCCUGCGCACCUAUGUCUUCAAUGUGAUCUUUAAGACGCUCUUUGAGGUGGGCUUUAUUGUAGCCCAGUACCUCUUAUAUGGUUUUGAGCUUAAACCCAUGUAUACGUGUGACAGACCACCAUGUCCCAACAUAGUGAACUGCUACAUAUCCCGCCCAACCGAGAAAACGAUCUUCAUCAUCUUCAUGCUCGGUGUGGCCAGCGUGUCGCUGCUCCUCAACCUGGUGGAGAUCUACCACCUGGGCUUCACAAAGUGCCGCCAAGGCAUCACCUUCAGGAGGAGCCGACAGGCCCUCGAAACCAUCUCCAAAGAUCCCAGCGUGACCGCGGUGCCCCUCGUGCCGAGCUACGAGGAUUACUUCCAGGGGCACCACCAAGCCCAGCCGGCCUACCCGCCUGUGCCCAGCUACAGCCUGUCCCCUCUCUCUGAGGGGACAGACUCUUCCUUCCACCCGUACCACAGCAAGGCGGCGUACAAACAGAAUAAGGACAACCUGGCAGUGGAGAGGAGCAGCAGCAAGCCAGAGGAAAGCGACCUGAAAGGGAAGAAAGGAGCAGGAUCGGCCCCUGGGUCUCCGACGCAGACGAGGCCCGGCCACGGUGCCAAACACAGCAGCAGCAAGACGAGAAUAGACGAUCUGAAGAUAUGAGAAGGUUUUAUGUUCCUUGGGAGGCUCUUAAAYUGCCGUUCGAGGAUCGUAUGCUGUUUGGACGCUGUACACGCUGAACUCGCCCGUCUUUUGAAGAAGGCUCAGGUUUGACUCAUUCCAGCGUAGAGCGGAGUUGCAUUUCAGAUGCAAGUGUACUGUGACAUGGAAGCACAUAAGUGAAUUAUCUUCUGAAAAUCUUUUCUAACUGGCUGUUUUGUUAUCCUUUAGUGAAGCUGUCCUGUUUAGAAAUCAUCAUUGGAUUUCAGUUCAGUCAAAAGCACAUGUAGUUUUGGAACAGCAAUUAUUAAAACACAACACUGAUUAGUUUUGGUGAUUUGGGCGAAUGGGAAACUGUGGUUCAUUAAAGGGUCUCAUCAG
Molecule: messenger RNA, 1841 nt
Organism: Austrofundulus limnaeus
Lineage: Eukaryota; Metazoa; Chordata; Actinopteri; Cyprinodontiformes; Rivulidae
Product: gap junction alpha-3 protein
Exons: 2
Coding region: 378-1463 (361 amino acids)
Biological process (GO): cell-cell signaling
Cellular component (GO): connexin complex
Molecular function (GO): gap junction channel activity
Source: RefSeq, a predicted model, not a curated record